AUGCCCAUCAACCAACCCUCAAACCAAAUAAAAUUCACAAACGUCUCAGUCGUGCGCCUCAAAAAGGGCAAAAAGCGCUUCGAACUAGCCUGCUACAAGAACAAACUCCUAGAAUACCGCUCCGGCGCCGAAAAAGACCUCGACAAUGUCCUCCAAGUCCCCACGAUCUUCCUCUCCGUCUCAAAAGCGCAGACCGCCCCCGCCGCAGAAAUAACGAAGGCCUUUGGCGCCGGCACGCCCGCCGACGAAAUCAGAGAGGAAAUCCUGCGCAAGGGCGAGGUGCAAGUGGGCGAGCGUGAACGGAAGGAAAUCGCAGAGCGCAUCGAGAAGGAAGUGCUGGAUAUUGUUUCCGGACGGCUGAUUGAUCCGACGACGAAGCGGGUCUACACACCGGGGAUGAUUUCCAAGGCGCUGGAUCAGUUGACGGCGGCGAGUGGGCAGUUACAGCAGCAGCAGGCGGCACAGAAUGGAGAGGGUACAGAGGGCGAUGAGGAUGCAGGGGCACCGGCGCAGCCGAGGAAACCGUUGUGGACGGGCGUGAACCCGAAUAAGUCGGCGAAGAGUUUGGCGCUUGAGGCAAUGAAGGCGCUUAUCGCUUGGCAGCCCAUUCCGGUUAUGAGGGCGCGGAUGCGUCUUCGGGUUACUUGUCCUGUAUCACUGCUCAAGCAGAGCGUCAAGUCUGCGGCGCCCGCUGGGUCAAAUAACAAGGAGAAGGAGGCGCCGUCCGGUGGCGGCUCGAAGAACAAAAAGGGUGGGAAGGGGAAGAAGGGUGCUCGUCGUGGCGACGACUCUGAGUCUGAGGGGGAGGGUGCGCCGGUACAGCCGAAGGGACCGAGCAACGUCAAAGAUAAGAUCCUUAGCUUCAUUGAAUCCGUCGAGUCGCAGGAUAUUGCCAGCGAUGAAUGGGAGGUUGUCGGUUUUGCGGAACCUGGUGCGUUCAAGGGUCUAAAUGAGUUCGUUGGCAAUGAGACACGGGGCCGAGGACGAGUGGAGGUUUUGGAUAUGGCGGUUACUCAUGAGGACUAA
Molecule: messenger RNA, 1026 nt
Organism: Aspergillus mulundensis
Lineage: Eukaryota; Fungi; Ascomycota; Eurotiomycetes; Eurotiales; Aspergillaceae
Product: guanine nucleotide exchange factor SDO1
Exons: 1
Coding region: 1-1026 (341 amino acids)
Biological process (GO): ribosome biogenesis
Source: RefSeq, a predicted model, not a curated record